AUGGCUCAAAAGGCUUCAUCCGAAGUGGAAUCCUUUCUGGAGAACCCAAGAUUGUCUGAAGACACCUCGGUUGGAAACAUUGACGAAGCUAUAAUACUGGAUCCUAUCGGACAGUCGUCUUAUAGACAUGUGCCCUUAAAGACGACUUUGAAUCCCGUUAUUACGUUCGGAGGAUGCUCUGCAACUCUUGCUCUAAAGGCUGCCAUUACUGAACUCAACGUUCGGUAUGGCGAGCAAUAUCCUGAUCCAACAACCAUGAACAUGCAGUUCAUACGACCUUCACAUGCUGGGCACCCUAUUGUUAUAACUGUUGAGAUCAUUAAAGCUGGAAGGAACAUGGCCCACACAGCACAAAAGGCAGUAGCUGAGAGUGACGGGUCAAUUAUAUGGAUGGCCCAAAUUAUCUUUUCAGAUCUGGUGGCAAAGACACUACCACACUCGCUCAAUACCGAUAUGGAAGGCUGUCCCCCCUUGCCACCAAAGGACGAAUGUAUUCGACGAGGACAUAGUAAACAUGGCGCGUCACCACUAAAGAUGUUUGAGUAUGGGGCUUGGUAUCACGGGCCCGAAAUGCUUGAGAAAUUUAGUGAGCUGGAAGCGAGUAUAAGGAGUGGCAAGAUACAUGAGGGUAAUCCUCUUGUGUUGCUUGAGAAUAUCACGCCGGCCGCAUACUAUGAAUUCAAAGAUAGAGAAGUAGAUUAUCUGUGCCUGCCAUGGUUGUCAGAUCUUUUGGUUUUUGUGAGUAGCGGAACGGUUAUGAUGGGACAAAGGAGCACAUCUGGGUCUGGAACAAUGUCAUUGACGAUGAAUUUUUUCAAUCCGCUAAGAGAUCGUCUACCGUAUGUCAAAUAUUCAAUGACUGAGAUGAUGGACAAUGGGCGAGCUCAGCUCAAAGCAAACAUUUAUGCACCCGAUGGCGUCCGAACUCCUAGCACUUUGAUUGACUCGAUUUUGCUUGCCAGAAAAACACGACAUCUAUAUCGACUUAAACUACAGCCAACAACCAAGUCUUCUUUUUUCGAGGAUGGGGAAGAACGAUGCUUAGUGCAAGCCUCGAUAGUAAAACCAGUCGUAAUACGUCGAGCCAUAGCAUCGUAUCAGAAAAUGACUUCGACCACAAACAUCAAAAAUCAACAUCAACGACCUCAAAGUCGGAACAGCGACACGGAAGAAGAUGAUGUGAAUAUGGAACGAUUGCCUCCAGCUAUAAAAGCCACCGGUCAUAAACCACUCAUACCUGUACAGCGAACGGGCCACGGAGAGAGUCAUGGCCAUGGAGGAGGACAUGCAACAAAUAACCCUGCAACAGCAACAACUACCCAUCAUAAUACCCGUCGCCAUUCCCCAUCUUCCUCGAAUCAUAGAGGCACCUCAUCGGGUGGGGCUCCAGGCUCUCUAGCUGACUCUGAAGACGGUGGUGAACAUCACAGCACUACUAAAAAGAAGAAGAAGAGUAAAAAAUCAGUAAAGAAACAUCCCAAUGCUCUUACUACCAUGAAUUCACAUCCUGCCACCACAAGAGGUGAUCGGUCUCUAGUAGCAAACCGCAACGCAUCACCGCAUUAUACUCCUAAUCAUCAACAUGCCAGUAGCGCUUCUAAACCAUCCGAUAUAUGGUACAAGUCUGAUGCCGAAGAAAAGCUACGCAUUAGAGAAUUCUGGCUGGAAUUGACAGAGGAUGAACGACGAGCUUUGGUUAAAUUGGAAAAGGAAGCUGUUUUGAAAAAGAUGAAGGAACAGCAGAAACAGACUUGUAGUUGCUCCGUUUGUGGUAGAAAGCGAACGGUCAUCGAAGAGGAAUUAGAAAUAUUAUAUGAUGCCUAUUAUGAAGAGUUGGAGAACUUUACUCAUGAUCAGGCCAGAAGCUCAGGUCGAAAAGAUCUGUUAGCUAUACCCCAUCCACAUGCACACACUCAUCAACACAAUCACAACCACCAUCAUCACCACCACCAUCACUCGUCACGACAUCACUCAAGGUCGGGAUCAGCUUCUAGAGAUAGUUAUGCUGAGAGUGAAGAGGAAGAGGACGACGAUGAGGAAGACGAUGACGAAGAUGUGGAUGAUGAGGACGACGAUGAUGACGAUGGAGACGAUGACGACGACGAUGAAUCAGGCGAAUCUGGUUCUAGUAGUGGUAUAUUCGAAUUUGGGAAUUCAUUGACCGUCAAGGAUGGCAAUAUCUUGACUGUAGCUGACGACUUUCUGAAAAAUGAUGGUCGUAAAUUCCUAGAAUUAAUGGAACAACUAGCCGAACGUAAAAUGAAACGAUUGGAAGAAGAUGAGAUAUCCAAUGGUGGUGGCCAACAGGGAAAUGGUAGUGGUGAUGGAGGUGACGAUAGUUAUGAGGAAGAUGAUGAAUAUGACGACGACGAUGAAGAGGAUACCAUGACGGAAGAACAACGUAUGGAGGAAGGUCGUCGUAUGUUUCAAAUAUUUGCAGCCAAGAUGUUUGAGCAGAGAGUGCUUCAAGCUUACAGAGAGAAGGUCGCUCAAGAAAGGCAGCAAAGGUUCCUGGAAGAGCUCGAAGAAGAAGAGCGCCAAAAGGAAGCUCAAGCUGAAGCCAAGCAAAAGAACAAAGAGAAGAAGAAGCAACUCAAAAAGGCUCAAAAGCAACAAAAGGAUGAAGAAAAGCUGCAACGUGACCGAGAAAAGGCAGCCGAAGAAGAAAAGGUUCGCCUAGACCGUGAGCGUGCUGCUGAAGCUGAACGUCUAAAACGAGAAGCCGAACGUCAGAAACGAGAAGAAGAACGUCUCAAGAAGGAAGAAUCUGAGCGUCAAAAACAAGCUGCUGCAGCUGCUCGUAAAGAAGAAGAGAAACGUAGACGUCGUGAAGAAGAAGAUAAACGUAGGAAGGAAAAGGAAGAACGAGAAAAGGUGGAACGAGAACGUCGAGAACAAGAGCAACGAGAACGUGAUGAACGUGAACGUGUUGCUAUAGAACAGCGACGAUUGGAGGACGAACGUCAAAGGCUUCGUGAAGAAGCCGAACGACGUGAACACGAUAGACGAGAUGCAGAGGAAAGAGCUAGAUUGGCCAAGGCGGCUGCUGUUGCUCACUCAUCUGCUGCUUCAUCUGUUAGUGCUCGUAUACCCCAAUCUGCUGUCUCGACUCAACAACAAUAUAAUCGUAGCACUACGUCGUCUGCUAGCCGAACUCCUCCACCUGGCAUAGGAUAUAAUAACUCACCACCUCCCGGAAUGCCGAUACAACCAAUUGCUGCUCGUCCUCUACAGCAGCAGCAGCAGCAACAACCCAUUGGAAGAGGUCGUGGCAGAGCAAUUGCAUUUCCUGCAGGUCGACCGGGUCCAGUAGGAGGUGUUGGACGAGGCAUAAUGCCCAGACCAGCAUCACCCCAACCGCAUACGACUCCACCGUCUAGCAGUCCUCAACCAUCGAUAUCACCACCAUCACACAACCAGCAACAGCAACAACACAGACCUAUACCUUUACCGCCAGGUGUACGACCUCCUCCGCAUUUAGCAAGUGGAAUGAUACCACCGCCAUUUACUGGAGGGUUAGGACGUGGGGCUGCAGCUGCACCUCAAUCUCCCAUUAUCGCACAUAAUUCGCCACAAUUGUCAUCGGCUCUGGAGAUACUGCAUCCUCAACCAAUGUCUAUAAAUGGUGAUUCAGGUACAUUGAAUGAUAAUGUAGCAAAGACUGGAACACCGCCAUUAUCUGAUGCUAUUGAUCGGGUACCAUCACCAGGUAUAGGAGGACAACAGCUCUUUGGUGGUAGUCGUAUGAGUUCAUUAUGGGCACCUCCUGUUGGUUCAGAUUCAUCCGCUCAAACUGGAUUUGGCAAGUCGAAUCCGCCACCUAUCGGUAGUAAACCAAAUGCUUUUGGUCAACCCGUAAUAAUACCCACUACAGCCUCGACUCCCAUAGCAUCUAUAGGAUCAGCAGCACCGAUAGGCUCAGUAGUUGGACAUAAAGCAGUACAACGGCCAGCACCUAUAGGUGCUCAAAGGUCCAAUUCUGUAAUGUCAUUUGGUACAGGAGGAGGACAAUCACCUACAGAUUCUGUUGGUAUGGAGACACCGCCAGCUACAUGGCAGUUUAGGGUGCCCGACGAUGAUGAUAUCGGCUUUGUUGGCGGUAGUAGUGCAUUAGGAGGAGAUAUCUUUGUAAGAGGGAAUCAACCGACUAGUGCAGCCGCUGGAUUGGUACCAGCUAGUAGUUCUUCUAUAACGUCAUCUGGAUUUGAUGCUCGUGGUAGAGCUCUAUGGGAUGGAUCGCAGGGAGUCUCUGGACUUUGGCGUGAAUCUGCUGGAGGUCUAGCUGUAUCCACUGCUCAAAUAUCGCCAGGAGCUACAUCAGCUUCAUCGACUCUAUCACCGAAUCAACCGAACGCACCGGCUCGAACCAUCUCUAAUAUAGGCUUCUCAUCAUAUCCGAAUCCAACGCCAUCAUGGAAUGUAGCAGGCAGCAAUCUCACACCUCAACAGCAACAGCAACAACAACAGAUGUUUGCUCAACAACAACAAAAUCCUCAGCAAACACCGCAAUUACAGCAACAUCAUCAAUCUCAAGUACCUCCUUCUGCUGGUGGGCAGUGGGGUGGCGCUAGAUAUUAUUGA
Synchytrium microbalum is the source of this 4581-nucleotide messenger RNA. RefSeq lists its product as uncharacterized. Lineage: Eukaryota; Fungi; Chytridiomycota; Chytridiomycetes; Synchytriales; Synchytriaceae. The record is from RefSeq and is a predicted model, not a curated record. Bases 1 to 4581 code for a protein of 1526 amino acids. The transcript is spliced from 14 exons. Gene Ontology annotation, molecular function: plus-end-directed microtubule motor activity.